This is a messenger RNA of Quercus lobata, 640 nucleotides long. RefSeq lists its product as uncharacterized. Bases 89 to 451 code for a protein of 120 amino acids. The transcript has 2 exons. NCBI's taxonomy places the organism in Eukaryota, Viridiplantae, Streptophyta, Magnoliopsida, Fagales, Fagaceae. The record is from RefSeq and is a predicted model, not a curated record.
CACCUACUAAGUUUUGCCAUUCCUGUAGUUUUCAAGAUAUAGUUCAUUAACAUAAUCAGAUCGAAGAAGAAAGAGAUAAGCAGCAACUAUGGAGGACUCAACUCGGCCACUCAUAGGGUUUCCUCUAGGUUUAGCUCUUCUUUUGAUCUUGUUGCUCUGCAUGAGUGCCUUCUUCUAUUGUUGCUUCCAAUGGGAAAAGCUCCGAUCACUCUUCAUAUCUUCUCCGGAUGAUAAUAAUUCCGAUAUAGAAGCAGAUAUCCCUAACUCUCCACGGAAACCUCUACCUCCACAUAAGACAAUAAAACGAGAUGAGUCCCAGAGCUUUUCAGUACUGAUGCCCGGAGAUCAGGUUCCAAAGUUCAUAGCAAUGGCCUGUCCAUGUCGGCCUCCGCUAGCCGAAAAGGUCACAAUCGAAGUACACAAGCCUCCCACGUCUGUCGUGCCACUAUGAUAAGUUUGGCAAUUGGCAGGACCUUUCUGUGUACGUAUAUAGUGUGUUCCAACUACAAAUAUUGAGUUAGUGAAUUGAUUUUAAUUUCCUCAGGAUGGGAUUUCUUGUGCCAUGAAAUUUUAGAGCGUUCAAAGCAAAUGAUGACACAUAUUGUAAUUAUUCCUGUAUUAAACAUGUUAAUUCCACUCA